CGAACAACAACAAUAAGGAGAAGCAUCACCCCACAUAGGGGUAAGGUGUCACUGACCCCCACCCCAUCUAUCUCAUCCAGCAAGCUAUCCCUCCCCUGAGUGGCCAGAAGCACCCUUUCCCAGCCCCGCUCUGGCUAUUCAUCAUGACUCAACUUGUACCUUGUCUGCUUUGGUGCUGCAAAUAGCCCUCUCUGCCAGGCUGCCCUGAGUGCAGCUUAAUGGAUCACACCACCCAACACCUCUUCAGCUGCCCAUUGCACCCUACUUUGCUAACUCCACUGGAUCUCUGGUCUAACCCUGGACCAACUGUGGCAUUCUCUCAUUGCUCCCAUCCUCCUCCCCUGGCACCUCAGAGAAGCAGUCCUGGGCAACUAACAACAACAAAACAAUGUUAGAACUUCAAUAAUACUGCAUACCUCAAGUCAUUAUAACUGCCACAUAAGCACAUAUCACAAUAAAAAAUAUCUACAAUAUCAAAGUUGAAAAUAUUAGCAAUAUCGCAAUAAAAAAUAUUCAUAAUAUGACAAUAGAAAUUAUCCACAACAUUCGGGAAAUGGAGGACAUACCACCUUGUUCACUUGGGCUCAAAUGCAGCUAAAGAGUUAGAGGUGGGAUCUUGUAAUGACAUUGCACACAAUGCGUCAUAAAGCUCAAAUUACAAGUUUACCACUGAAUUCUUAAUUGUGUAGUUUGGUCAUUUUUGUGACCAGAAUUGGCUGUUUUCUUGUGUUGUUGCAUUGCACUGUGAUCAACAGGUGAAGCAUACUCUCUCUGAGUAUGCAUACAUAACUACUGAGUCUGUGAUCACUGGAAAAUUAGUUUGGUGUGCAUGAAAUAAUGAAAUUGGAAGCUUAUAAGGAUUGUGAGCUUUUAAAUUAAUCUUGGAUGUUGAUGUAACUUGAAAAAAUUCAGUAUAACUGUGUUCAUACUUCAUUAUUCUUGAUCAAAUAUUAUCUUGCAGCUAGGGAGUCUUUAUAUCGCAUUCAUAUUGUUAAUUGAUAUGGGAAGCUCUUCGAACAAAAAAAGUAUCUAUGUUGGUGGUUUAUCAGAAGAAGUCACAGAAGAAGUUCUACGCAAUGCCUUCCUGAUGUUCGGAGACCUGGUGGAUGUGCAAUUACCAUUGGACUAUGAGUCGGGCAAGCACCGGGGCUUUGCAUUUAUAGAGUAUGAACUAGCAGAAGAUGCAGCUGAUGCCAUUGAUAACAUGAAUGAGAGUGAAUUGUUUGGACGGACAAUCCGAGUCAAUGUAUCCAAACCGCAGAAAGCUGGUGCAAACUCUUCCCGAGCUGUGUGGUCUGAUGACUCAUGGCUUGAAAAAUAUGCUGGUUCUACACUAAAGACUGCUGACCCUGGUGAGGCUGCUGAAGAAGUGGGUGUGAACCCUGAUGCUAUAGCCCCGGCAGUCAGAGCAGCCGAGACUCUGGGCAAGAAGGGCGGCAACCCACAAGUGUACUUGGAUAUCAAAAUAGGAAAGCAGCUGGCGGGACGGAUUGUCAUCCUUCUAAGAGCUGAUAUCUGUCCACGCACUGCUGAGAAUUUUCGGUGCUUGUGCACGCACGAGAAUGGCUUUGGUUACCAAAACAGCACCUUCCACCGAAUCAUUCCAGGCUUCAUGUGCCAGGGUGGAGACUUCACCAAAAAUGACGGCACUGGCGGCAAGAGCAUUUAUGGGGGGAAGUUUGAGGAUGAGAACUUUACGUUAAGACACACUGGCCCUGGCACGUUGUCCAUGGCCAACUCUGGCCCCAACACCAACGGCUCCCAGUUCUUCUUGACGACAGCGCGCACUGAAUGGCUGGACGGCAAGCACGUCGUGUUCGGCUCCUGCGUGUCUGGACUCGAUGUCAUCAGGAAAAUGGAGAGAUGUGGCAGCAAAUCGGGCAAGACCUGCGAACGAGUUUUUAUAUCCAAUUGUGGAGAACUCGUUUAAUUAAGCGUGUAGGCCUAUGCUAGUCAAAUAUAUUAUACUUUUCA
Messenger RNA from Hyalella azteca, 1974 nucleotides. RefSeq names its product peptidyl-prolyl cis-trans isomerase (gene cyp33). NCBI's taxonomy places the organism in Eukaryota, Metazoa, Arthropoda, Malacostraca, Amphipoda, Hyalellidae. Gene Ontology annotation, molecular function: RNA binding; peptidyl-prolyl cis-trans isomerase activity. Gene Ontology annotation, biological process: protein peptidyl-prolyl isomerization; protein folding. The coding region runs from base 1001 to 1930 and encodes 309 amino acids. Gene Ontology annotation, cellular component: intracellular membrane-bounded organelle. The record is from RefSeq and is a predicted model, not a curated record. The transcript has 7 exons.